Molecule: messenger RNA, 636 nt
Organism: Cyphellophora europaea CBS 101466
Lineage: Eukaryota; Fungi; Ascomycota; Eurotiomycetes; Chaetothyriales; Cyphellophoraceae
Exons: 1
Coding region: 1-636 (211 amino acids)
Biological process (GO): response to hydrogen peroxide; protein complex oligomerization; response to heat
Source: RefSeq, a predicted model, not a curated record
AUGUCGCUGUUCCCAAGGAUGACACCGUUCCACCACCCCUCGAGGAAAACCCACCAAGAUGACCUAGUACCCUUCUUUUCUCUUUUUAACGACACCUUUAAUGAGCUACAACGCCUCUCUGACAACCUUCCCUCCUCAAAGGGCGGUAGUGGCGGCUUCUUCGCGCCGAAUUUCGAUGUCAAAGAGACGCCUCAAGCCUACGAACUACAAGGCGAGCUCCCAGGCAUUGCUCAAAAAGACAUCACCAUCGAGUUCGUAGACGAAAACACGCUGACCGUCAAAGGUCAUACCGAGCAUCGACGCGAGCAGAGUAACGAGCCAACCUCUGGUCAGGAGCAACAGCAAGUCAACAACUCAGACAAGGCUUUCAACGACAACUCCAAGAGUAGUAGCACAGACCUUACCACUACCUCGGGCGCCAACAACCAGCAGCUUAGCAAGCCGCAAACCAGCCACACUUACUGGGUCUCGGAACGCAGCGUUGGGUCGUUCUCGCGCUCAUUCAGCUUCCCUAAUCAAGUGGACAGGGAGCACGUGAAGGCGUCGCUCAAGCAUGGCAUCCUUAGUAUCGUGGUGCCUAAGAUGACGAAGCCUCAGCCGACGACACGUCAGAUCGCCAUACAGGCCGAAGAGUGA